AUAAAUAAUAAUUUGUUUAAAUCUUUUAUAUUAUUAAUGGAAAAAGAUGAAUCAUUAUCAUUAAUAUUUCAUAAUAUAAAAUUUUCAGAAUGGUCAGAAUUUGGUCAAAUAUGGGUAAUUAAUUUAUUAAUAUUAGUUUAUAUGGCAAAAAGGAAAGCCAGUAUUCGAUGGUUUAAAAUAGAUAAUAAAUAUGCAUAUUUUGAAAAUUUAAUUAUUGAUAGGAUGGAGAAUGAAAAUGAGUACCAUCAUAUAGAUAAUGGAUUAACCAUUGAUAGAUACUUAGAUAUUUUUACAGUAUUUUUAAAAUUUGAUGAAUCAAAAAAUUUUUUCGAAAAUUUAGAAUAUUUGGAAUGUGGUCAAUUAAAUAAUAAUCAUCCUUCAUUAGAUUCUUUAUCAAAAAUAUGUAGAAAAUUAAAAACCGUUCGUAUUGAAGGAGAUUUUCGUUCUAUUUAUAUACCACUUGUAUCAUUAAUCAAAUAUCAAAAAAAUCUUGAAAUUUUACAAAUUAUUGGCGUUAAAAAUAAUUCUGGAAUGUGGUUUUAUGAAAAAAAUAUAUUUGAAAUAUUUUCAUCAUUGGAAUCUAUAUCUCAUUCUCUUAAAAGAUUUGAGAUAAGUGGAAUAGAAAUGAUGACAGAUGAAACAUUCGAAUUUCUCGGUAAAUGUAAAAAUUUGGAAAUUUUACGUUUAGAAGAUUCAAAUAUUUCACAUAAAAAUUUUGAUUGGAUCUCUAAAGCUGAAUUACCAAAAUUAUAUUCGUUGGAAUUAAUAUCUAAUUGUGAUGGUGUGGAUUUUAUGAGACAAAUUAAUCCAAUUCAAGGAAUUUUAAGAAACAAAAUAAUUUCUUCAAAUUUAAAAAAACUUUACUUACGAAAUAAGUUUUUAAAAAAUUAUGAUCUUUUAGAAGCGAUCGGUGAAAAUUGUAGGAAUCUAGUGAAAUUUUCUACACAAUUAACAGCAAAUAAUGAUAUACCGAUUUUAUUCAUAAUUCUUGAAAAUAAUUCAAAUCUUAGAGAACUUUACUUAAAUAUUUAUCUGGAUAUGCAUACGGUUGAUAUUAGUACCGAAAUUAUUAUGGAUUUGGCAAAAUCUUUACCUGAAAGAAUUGAUACCGUACAACUUGAACUUUUGGUUAAUUGCGUUCAUUAUUGCAGAAUUUUUUUGGAAAAUUGUUCAGUAAAUUUGAAAUAUUUUUAUAUCAUUAUUUCGAUUGAUAAUGAUAUUUAUGAAUACAUGAAUUGUAUUAAAGGAUGGUCGAAAGAGAGAGGAAAAAGGAUAAUGGAAUCAAGUUAUUAUCCUAAUUAUAUGAAUUUUUGUAAUAAGAUUGACGUCGUAUGGGAUGAAAAUUUAUCAAUUAUCUAGAAAUAGGAAUUGUUAAAUGUGUUCUAUGGAUUCUGUUAGGUAUGAAUAUGGUUAGUACGUUGAUGUAAUGGAAGAUGAUAAAAUAAAAAUUAUCAUAUAUAAUCGUAAGCUUAAGAUAUGAGAAAGAUGAGGUCAAAAAUUAAGUAAAUUUAUGAAACAAGAGGAUAGGAAGAAAAUUGUCAAAAUUCAAAAGAGAGAGAGAGAGAGAAAUUUUAAUUAUUAGAUCUAAUUUUUCUUAAUAUUUCAACUAAUAAAUGAUUAUUUAAACAAACUAUUAAAA
This is a messenger RNA of Rhizophagus irregularis DAOM 181602=DAOM 197198, 1639 nucleotides long. RefSeq lists its product as uncharacterized. NCBI's taxonomy places the organism in Eukaryota, Fungi, Glomeromycota, Glomeromycetes, Glomerales, Glomeraceae. The record is from RefSeq and is a predicted model, not a curated record.